UCUACUCUACCCACUGCACCUCGAUCGCAGGUAAUGCGCCGAUAUUUUUCUCUGCAUCGAUUUAAUUUUUCGGGGAGGAAAAUAUAACAGUGCUUUUUAUGCUUUCAAAUAUAUGUUAUUUGUUUUACCAUUUCCGCGUUCUUUUCAUCCCGUCCAUUUGCCCGUUCACCAAUAAAAAUAUAAUAUAAUCAGAACCGUAAACGUGUAAGUUUAUUAGAAAUACGUACUCCGCUGAUCGAGUGUACAUUGUAUUCUGGAGCAAAACCGUUUUCGUAAUUGUGCGUCGAGAAGUAAUUUUUGUAUCUCUUAAUUUCCUUGACCGUCGAAUUUUGGAUCAUCUGUCGUUCAUUUCGUGUAAUCGUUGUUUUGAAUCGCUUGAUUUGAAGUUUAUCUGACGCACAAAUCGAAAGCAGAGGACUCAAGACACGUCGAGAAGUUUUUUCACUUGUCAGGUGCUGAUUUACAAAGUAACUGAACAAAAACACCACACAAUUGUCUGAACGUGCUUGAAGACUACCAAAUAAACAUACCCUGCAAUGACAACUAUCGUGUUGCUGUCAGUGUCUGCAUAGUGUGGUUUAUUUUGUUGCUGCGUUAAUCGCAGAUUUUAUUUGAGGCCAAAGUUAUUUAACUAAUAUAACUUGAGAUGUAUGCAAAAGGAAAGGGCGCUACAGUGCCAUCUGAUGCUCAGGCCAGAGAAAAGUUAGCAUUAUAUGUUUAUGAGUAUUUAUUACAUAUUGGAGCCCAAAAAGCAGCUCAAACAUUUUUAAAUGAAAUUAGAUGGGAAAAGAAUAUCACAUUAGGUGAACCACCAGGAUUCCUGCAUUCUUGGUGGUGUGUAUUUUGGGAUUUAUAUUGUGCUGCUCCAGAACGCCGUGAUACAUGUGAACAUUCAAGUGAAGCUAAAGCAUUUCAUGACUAUGGUUUUGUGAAUUCAGGUUAUGGUGUAAAUGGUAUUACACAUAACGCUGGACCUUCUCCUAGUCCUUUAGGACAAAUGCCCCAAAAUGAUGGAAUGCCUGGAGGGCCAAUGCCUGGAGGAUUUUUCCCAAAUUCAUCAAUGAGACCAUCACCUCCAAGUCAUCCUUCAGCACAACAAUCUCAUUCUCAACCUCCAUCACAUGGACAAAUGUUAUCAAAUCAGCCUUUUAUGGGUCCUCGAUAUCCGGGUGGUCCAAGGCCUGGAAUUCGCAUGUCACAAUUAGGAAAUGAUUUUAAUUCUCCUACAGGUCAGCCAAUGAUGCCAGGCAUGGACCCUUUAAGACAAGGUGGUAUGGGACCAAUGAAUCCUCGAAUGAAUCCUCCUCGUGGUCAAAACACUCAAAAUAUGAGUCCAUUAGGAUCAUAUAGCCCUGGAAUGCGUGGGCCUCCACCUAACACAACCUUGGGUCCUGGUGGAGGUGGUGGACCUAAUAUGCCUUUAUCUAUGGGUGGACUUGUUGGAAGGCCACAAUGGCAACCAAAUACAAAUACUCCCAUGAGUUAUUCAUCAUCAUCGCCAGGAGCUUAUGGAGGACCCUCGGGUUCAGGCGGCCCUCCUGGACCAGGCACACCAAUAAUGCAAAGUCCUCAAGAUUCUUCAAACUCUGGUGGAGAAAGUAUGUACACAAUGAUGAAGCCGGUUACUGGAGGGAAUAUGCCUGGUGAUUUUCCAAUGAAUAAUGCAUCAGACAGUGGACCGCUAGGACCAAUGGGUCCUAAUGCGAUGAAUUCGGUUUUGAAUGGCGAAGGAUUAGAUGGUAUGAAAAAUUCACCUGCACCAGGUGGCCCAGGGACACCAAGAGAAGAUAGUGGGAGUGGCAUGGGCGAUUAUAAUUUGUCAGGAUUUGGAGGAGCGGGAGAAAAUGUAAUUGGCCUGGAUAUAUAUUAGUUUAUGGACAUUGAAGACAGUCGAUGAACUACAUACUGAUUAAGGUGUGAUGAUAACUGUAUGGUGACUAAGAAAUAUUAAGUUGAAAAUAAUAUUACAAUUUACAUUUAUAAAAACAAAAUGUAGAAUUUAACUUUUUUUUAUUAAUUUAGUACUAAAAUGCAUUUAAAUUUUUUCUGAAACCUUAAGUAUUGUUCACCAUUUUUUUUAUCUCACCGUUAUCAGAUUAUUAUUUGUCUUGUCCAAUUUUUCUAAAUUUAUAAUCAAUAGUUUGUCAUAAUUUAAGUGUWUAUUAAAAUCUCUUUGAGUUAUGCAYAUUGUAGAUUCCCAAAAAAGUAUUAAAGACAUGAAAUAACUUUUAAAAAUGCUAUAAACCGCGUCAGUGUAAUGUGCCUGAAUUUUAAUUGGUUGUUUAUAGAGUUAAUACGUACAUCUGUUUACAAUUACAUGGUAUUAUUAUGGUCUGGGUAUUAUAUUAUUUUCUUUAACAUUUUUAUUCAGAUUUGUAAAUCUAAACAGAUAUUAUUUAAAUCCAUUACCUAUUUUUUAGUUCAAUGUUUCUCAACCUUUUUGGUUUGUACAAAAUACAAAUACCUAUUGUUAAUCGUAAAUAACCCAUGAUAAUGUACAUUGAUAAGUUAUCGACAAAUAACAAAAAAUAUCAGAUUUUCUAGUGGUAAAUUUUUAAUUGCGUGACUACAUUAGAUAACAGUAUAUGUAGACAUUCUGCACAUGUCGUUAAACAUUUAUAUUUUGCAUUUUUUAUUUUUUAUUAACUCAUUAUACAUAUAUUUAGAUUGUGUAAUAUUUUUACA
This is a messenger RNA of Diuraphis noxia (Russian wheat aphid), 2685 nucleotides long. RefSeq names its product single-stranded DNA-binding protein-like. Gene Ontology annotation, cellular component: nucleus. Lineage: Eukaryota; Metazoa; Arthropoda; Insecta; Hemiptera; Aphididae. Gene Ontology annotation, molecular function: protein binding; single-stranded DNA binding. Gene Ontology annotation, biological process: positive regulation of transcription by RNA polymerase II. The record is from RefSeq and is a predicted model, not a curated record.